AUGGCCGACCCCCUCGCAGACCUCGACUCCAAUGUCGACCUCGCGGUUCAAGAAAUUCUCCUCGCCGCCUCGCAACACGACAUCCCCAAACUCCGCCGUCUCAUCCGCUCCAACGACAAAGACGGCAACCCGGCCAACGUGAAAGACCCCGAGACAGGCUUCUCGCCUCUCCACGCAGCGAUCGCAGCUUGCGAGCCUGAAGAGCCACAAACAGGGACCAAUGGUGUCAAUGGAGAGACGAGCAGCGCCAGCACGGAGAAGAAGAGUCUCGUGCAGUCCGGCGCGGAGACGGUCAAGUUCCUGCUCCAGGAGGGCGCGAUCUGGAAUGACCUGGACCUGAACGACGAGACGCCGGGGUGUAUCGCGCGGCGGCUGGGGCUGACCGAGCUGUACGAGAUGAUGGUGGAUGCGGGUGUGCGGGCGGAGCUGCUUCUCAACCGGUUGGACGGCUACGAGCCGCUCUCGGACGAGGAGGACGAGGAAGAAAUGGGACAGGACGAGGGCACCGCCAACGAACCAGCUGCGGAAGAGGAUCAGGACCAGGAUCAGGAUCAGGCUCCGGAGUUAGUCGAGACAGCCACGGCCAGCGCCGCCGAGGCAAGCACAGCCGGACCAGGCCCGGACGUCACGAGCUCGCGCUACCUCGAUUCGAACCUGACCUUCACAAACGACCGACUGCUGGACCAGGACCAGAACGGCGUGAUGAUGGCCUGGGAGACGGAGAUCAUGUCCAGAUCCGCCAAGAAGCUGCUCCCCACUACAGGGCUGCGCGUAAUGAACAUCGGCCACGGCAUGGGUAUCGUUGAUGGCUUCAUCCAGGAACAGUCGCCCGCGGCGCACCACAUCGUCGAGGCACACCCGGACGUCGUGGCGGAGAUGAAGCGGAAAGGCUGGCACGAGAAGCCCGGCGUUGUGAUCCAUGAGGGUCGCUGGCAGGAUAUCCUGCCUGCGCUGGUGGCGCAGGGCGAGACCUUUGAUGCGAUCUACUACGACACCUUUGCCGAGUCGUAUGCUGAUUUCCGGGAGUUUUUCAGCGAGCAGGUUAUUGGGUUGUUGGAGCAGGAUGGCAAAUGGGGUUUCUUCAAUGGCAUGGGGGCUGAUAGGCAGAUUAGCUACGAUGUCUAUCAGAAAGUGGUAGAGAUGGAUCUGUUUGAAGCCGGGUUCGAUGUAGAGUGGGAAGAGAUCAAGGUGCCCAAGCUCGAGGGAGAAUGGACUGGUGUCCGCAGGCCCUACUGGGUGGUUGACAAUUAUCGCCUGCCCUUGUGUAAGUUUAUGGAUUAA
Molecule: messenger RNA, 1281 nt
Organism: Aspergillus pseudoviridinutans
Lineage: Eukaryota; Fungi; Ascomycota; Eurotiomycetes; Eurotiales; Aspergillaceae
Gene: rmt2
Product: protein-arginine N5-methyltransferase
Exons: 1
Coding region: 1-1281 (426 amino acids)
Biological process (GO): peptidyl-arginine methylation
Cellular component (GO): nucleus; cytoplasm
Molecular function (GO): protein arginine N5-methyltransferase activity
Source: RefSeq, a predicted model, not a curated record